GGUAGUAAUUGCAUCUUGCCGUUCAGUAGAACACUAUUUUCUAAACGAAAAGAAACUCAAAUUUUUCGAAAUGAAAUUCAUCGUUUUGGUUGUGUUGGCAUUUAUUGCCUGUGCUAUGGCAAAACCCCUUGAUCUUGACCUUGGCGGACAUGCCCAAGCAGCUGCAGGAUUUGCGGUGGGUGUUGUAGCGGUUCCUGUUGGAGGUCUUGGAGGUGGCGCUGCAGGCCUAGUUACUGGUGGACCUAAAGGCGCUUUGGCUGCCGGUGCCCAAGGUGCUCAUGGCGGAACCAAUCUUGCACAAAAAGUUGGAGGCCAAGAACCAGGAUACCAUGGCGAUCGUGGCCACUCUUCGGGAGGAGGCCUUUUCGGCUUAUUUUAAUAGUAAUGUGAUUAAAAUGAAAUCACUGCAUAAUAAAUCGUUCUAAUAUUGAAUUGAA
Molecule: messenger RNA, 437 nt
Organism: Bradysia coprophila
Lineage: Eukaryota; Metazoa; Arthropoda; Insecta; Diptera; Sciaridae
Source: RefSeq, a predicted model, not a curated record